Molecule: messenger RNA, 2688 nt
Organism: Erpetoichthys calabaricus (reedfish)
Lineage: Eukaryota; Metazoa; Chordata; Cladistia; Polypteriformes; Polypteridae
Product: serum response factor-like
Exons: 8
Coding region: 617-2332 (571 amino acids)
Biological process (GO): positive regulation of transcription by RNA polymerase II
Molecular function (GO): RNA polymerase II cis-regulatory region sequence-specific DNA binding; DNA-binding transcription factor activity, RNA polymerase II-specific; protein dimerization activity
Source: RefSeq, a predicted model, not a curated record
CUAAUGAGUCUACUCUCUCAACCAAUCAGAAUAACCAAGUAUCACCUUGUGACCAAUCAAGCAGCGGAGUUGUGACUCACCAAAUAAGGAGAGUCACAACCAUAAAAGGAAACGUUGUAUCUCUUUAUAUGGAGGAAAGUAGUGCCCAAGUGUACUGAGCCUCCGCGGCACGACAGUUGUAAUAAGCGCGUGAAAUCUUCGUUUAUGAUCACUGCUUCGGGUUUUGCGUGAUUUGGAAUCAUCUGACUCAUUUUAGCAUUUUGGUGAAGUUUUCUAAAAAAGCAGGUGGCCAAACGAGGCCGUUCGCUGCCUGAGAACCUGGGACUAGAUUGUACGGCGGAAGCGUACGAUAGCGAGCUGCGCACUUUCCUUUUGGAGAAAGUGCAGCGAGUUUUGGAAACAGAGGCGGCUGUGCUCGAGUGCGCCGGGGAUAGUGCGGCUUUUUUGGCCGGGUAGUGGGGCUAAUGGAGCAGCAUCACUUCUAAAACUUGGCUCCCAACUUCAGCGGGCAGGGCUUUUUAUCUUUUCUUUUCUUUUUGAAAUUCCCGCUGGUAAAAGCUUGAUCGUAGCUUUCGAUCCCCUCCUUUGCUCUGCGACCGCAGAAGCGCAAGGUAUUAUGUUGCCGAGCCAGGUUGGGUCGGCACCAGCUGGGAACGGUUCUGGAUCGGCCAGAGGUAGCGCUGCACUGCACGGGGUGGUAGGGCACGGAGUGAGCACCGGCCUGACCAGAUCUACCUUAGUUGGGGUCAGUGGCAGCGGGACAGGGAUGUUGGGGGGCAGCGGGGCAUCUGGGGUCUCUCGUGGGGGCACUCGGCCCGGUAACGGCGCUGGACUGACAGUUCUGCCGGGAACAGUUGGUGGUCACGGCGCGGAUCGAGAGAGCUCUGCGCCCGUGUACAGUGGUUCCGACGCUGAUUCGGACUCUGGGGACGACGACGAGCCAAUGAUGCCAGGAGACGCCAGGAAAGGAAUGAAGCGGGAGAGGGAGGACUUGGAGGCCGGACUCGGGGGGCAAGAAUCCGGGCUACCAGCUGGAAAUUACGGCGGGGUGUCCGGGGGAGUGGCGGGGGCCAAGCCGGGCAAGAAGACCCGAGGACGAGUCAAAAUUAAAAUGGAGUUUAUCGACAACAAGCUGAGGCGGUAUACGACUUUCAGCAAGAGGAAGACCGGCAUCAUGAAAAAGGCAUAUGAGCUUUCAACACUGACAGGAACUCAGGUCCUACUACUGGUGGCCAGUGAGACAGGCCACGUUUACACAUUUGCCACACGUAAACUGCAGCCUAUGAUCACCAGUGAAACAGGCAAGGCACUGAUCCAGACUUGCCUAAAUUCUCCUGACUCGCCACCUCGCUCUGAUCCCACCACUGACCAGCGCAUGAGUGCCACAGGCUUUGAAGAGACGGAUCUCACGUAUCAGGUGUCUGAGACUGACAGCUGUGGCGAGACCAAGGAAACACUAAAGCCUGCCUUUACAGUAGCCAGCCUUCCAGGCACCAGCACCUCAAAUCCCACCGCUCCAACCACUUCAACCACUAUGCAGGUGAGCAGUGGACCUUCCUUCCCCAUCACCAACUACCUGGCUCCCGUCUCUGCCAGCAGCACCAACAGUAUUACCAGUGCCAAUGGGACAGUGCUGAAGGCGGCAGGCACCGCUAGUAGCAUCAUGCAGAUCCCAAGCAGCUUUACCUUCAUGUCAGGCACUUCUCUCCCACCCGGGACCCCAACCUUUCCUAUUGGCCAGUUACAGCCGCACUCAAUUGCCAUCCAAGGUCAGCAAGGUCAGACGAUCACAGCCACUGCCGCACAGGGGCAGCCAGGGCAGCAGACUGUGUUCCGGUUUCCAGCUGCUGUCUCCUUAGCAGGGGGAGCAAUGGCUCCACAGCUGCAAACAAUCCAGGUCCAUCCAUCAACACAACACAGCUCCACCUCCAGCGAGAGCGGGCCAGAAAUCUCUCAGGCAUCCACCUGCUCUACAGUUACCCUGCCUGCAACAAUUGUGACAUCUUCGGUGCCAACAUCUGUGGCAGGUCAUAUGAUGUACCCAAGCCCUCAUGCAGUGAUGUAUGCCUCCACGCCCACACUGGCCGAUGGCAGCCUGGCUGUGCUCAAUGCAUUCUCACAAACCCCCUCUGGUAUUCAGGUAUCCCAUGGUCAAGUUCAAGAGCAAGGAGGAGUUCCACAAGUCUUUCUUACUGCACCACCUGGGACAGUACAGAUUCCUGUGCAACUACAUCCAAUGGUCAUUGGACAGCAGUCCACCAGUGGUGGCAGUAAUCUGACAGAGUUACAGGUAGUAAACUUGGAAGCCACACACAACUCCAAGAGUGAGUGACCAUCCAGCUUCACCUCGUUACCAACUAAGGAACUCCAAAAGAGCAGCCAUUCAUUUUUAGAGACUGUUAAGAAUUAUUUAUUUUAUUCUUUUUUUAUUUUAAGGAAAAGUACUGAAAAAAGACAGAUUGUCUACAGAUCCUUGAAACUUUUUUUUUUUUGUAAACGUUACUGCGAUGUGCGUACACUGCAGAUUCUGUGGCUUUUCACUUCAGCCAAAGAGAAUGUUAUUUUAUUUUUUCUUUGUGCGUGUGAUAGGGGAAUGGUGCAGAGUUGUACAGAUUGCACUGCCUUCCCAUUUUUUUAUCUUGAAAAAUGCCUCUUCAAGCCUGUUUGUGUAAUAAUGUGUGGCUGUUU